AUGAGUGCAGUGCUAUUGCAGGGCAACCCCACAUUUUGCGUUGUUGAUGAUAAAACAAAUACUGACGGAGAAGAGGAUGAAGGAAUAGACUGUCCGUCCGGGACCGAGGUGAGCCUGGACCAGUCACUGCAGAUCACUCCCCCGUCGGCGCCGGAGUGCGUUUCCUUGAGCGACUCUGGUUUCCAGAAAUCCAAUACUUCCGGUGUUGACCUCCGCUGUCUUGAGGGCGUCUGGGAAUGGCCGUCUACGCGCAAAGUCAGAGAUGCGCAGUGCUCGUGCGCCGACCAGGAGCAUGACGGUUUUGAGGAUUACGUGCACGAGAUUUUUACACACCGACUCAGUAUUGAAAACAAAUACCACGUGAAGAGUUGUCUGAACAACCAACCAGAGAUAAGCCCAGACGUCCGGAAGAUGCUGAUCCACUGGCUGACGUCGGUGCACCAUGAUUUAGCACUGUGCCAGGACACGCUCUACCUCGCGGUGCACGUGUUCGACCGCGUGCUGGACGUGAUGCAGGUGUCACGUGACUGCCUCGAGUUGCUCGGAAUCACGUGCCUUCUCGUCGCCAGUAAACAGAAUGAGAUUUGUCCACCCGAGAUUCAUGAACUCCUCGAGAAGUGCAAUGAAACCUACACCAGAGAACAGGUGAAGCAGUUAGAGCUGAUCGUGCUGAUGGCCACCAGUUUUGAUCUAAUGGCUCCAACAGUGCAGCAGUUUCUCGAGUACUUCGCAUCCUUCAGUCUUGCAGCCUCUACUGGAGACGAGGAGCAGACUUCCAGGCUCAAAAUGGCGCGUGCCAUGGGUCGUUGUGCGCUGGAGCUGUCCUUACAGGAGUAUGAACUGUGUCAGUUCCCGCCAUCCAUGCUGGCCCUUUGUGUGUGGAAUGUUGCCGUGGAGACGCUUCGCACCACCCUGGACACACGCACAGUUCACUACACCCGCGACAUCCCUGCACAUCAGCUCGAGACAUGCUUCACACAUGUACAUAUGUUUUUCGACAGUUUCCGGCAGUCGGGUCAGGAUAUGUCCUUGCUCUGUGAGAAGUAUGGGAACUUGUACAGUGCAAAAUGAACAGGAGAC
Mya arenaria is the source of this 1080-nucleotide messenger RNA. RefSeq names its product cyclin-O protein B-like. Gene Ontology annotation, molecular function: cyclin-dependent protein serine/threonine kinase regulator activity. The record is from RefSeq and is a predicted model, not a curated record. Gene Ontology annotation, biological process: regulation of cyclin-dependent protein serine/threonine kinase activity; mitotic cell cycle phase transition. Lineage: Eukaryota; Metazoa; Mollusca; Bivalvia; Myida; Myidae. The coding region runs from base 1 to 1071 and encodes 356 amino acids. Gene Ontology annotation, cellular component: cyclin-dependent protein kinase holoenzyme complex; centrosome; cytoplasm. The transcript has 6 exons.